Messenger RNA from Thalassophryne amazonica, 1582 nucleotides. Its product is annotated as ras-related protein Rab-26-like. Gene Ontology annotation, molecular function: GTP binding; GTPase activity. The record is from RefSeq and is a predicted model, not a curated record. Bases 366 to 1109 code for a protein of 247 amino acids. Lineage: Eukaryota; Metazoa; Chordata; Actinopteri; Batrachoidiformes; Batrachoididae. The transcript is spliced from 9 exons. Gene Ontology annotation, cellular component: Golgi apparatus; endosome.
AAAUUAGAUUUUUAAAGUUUAUUUUGUCGCCCCCCACCACCACCACCAGUGCGCACUGUCGCUACGCGCAGAGUGCGUACGUGCGGCGCAGCUUUGGUUUUGCGCUCGAGGUGGAGUUUUGUGCCACAUCGCGCCCAUUGGGUCCAAUUCAACAAGGUUGGAAGAAAGAAAAAAGAAAAAUCAACUCAAACUGAAGCCAUCGCACGAAUUUACACCGACAAGACUUGCGCCUCUGGGAAACAUUCAGGUGAACCCGCUCCUUCUGCGCUCCAACAACUUUUCCGACGCUCUCUGCGCAAAUCUAGGCAGGAUUUCUUUCUUUUCUUUUUUACCAACCCGAUCUUUCUCCGCUGAAAUCUUGAGAAAUGUCUCGUAAGAAGGCUUCCAGAGGCAAAACAGCAGCAGCAGCAGCAGCAGCCAGCCCCGCCGGGAAAGCUGCGCGGAGCAGCGCCGGGAUCGCGCAGAUGAACGGCGUGGUCCAUCCGAGCAGACCGCCCAUCAGCAGGAGCAACGAGUUCUACGACAUCGCCUUCAAGGUGAUGCUGGUUGGAGACUCUGGUGUGGGGAAAACCUGCCUCCUGGUCCGAUUUAAAGAUGGAGCCUUCCUGGCCGGAAGCUUCAUCUCCACUGUGGGCAUUGACUUUAGGAAUAAGGUGUUAAACAUUGAUGGAGUCAAGGUGAAGCUGCAGAUCUGGGACACAGCUGGACAGGAACGUUUUCGCAGUGUCACUCAUGCCUACUACCGUGAUGCACAUGCUCUUCUGCUGCUGUAUGAUGUCACCAACAAAACAUCUUUUGACAACGUACAGGCAUGGCUGACUGAGAUCCAUGAGUACGCCCAGCAGGAUGUGGUGCUGAUGCUGCUUGGAAACAAGGCUGAUGCCACUCAUGAGAGGGUGGUGAAGAGAGAAGAUGGUGAGAGACUUGCCAAGGAGUUUGGAGUUCCCUUCAUGGAGACAAGCGGUAGGUCUGGUCUCAACAUCGAGCUGGCCUUCAAUGCUGUGGCCAAGGAACUGAAGCACAGGUCUACCAAGGAUCCCAGCGAGACAUUUAAGCUCCACGACUAUGUGAACAAAGAGAAGAAGAACACAAGCUGCUGCCGAUCUUAAAGGCCAUGCUGCUCGCUUUGUGCGAUUCGCUGCGUGCACGUGAAAGGCAGCUGUGUCACUCAUCUUCAUUUCGUACAUGUCCAUGUUAUGUCACAAUAUGGUUAAAACGUCACAGGAGUCAGCUUCAGCGAGGUAUGAACCAACAUCCUUUUGGUCCUAUGACUGUUAGUGUAACCACAAUUUUUUUUUUUUUUUUUGGUCUCAAAAUAUUUCGAACAUCCUAUGAGAGAACAUUCCCUUUCAUCACUGUAGCUUCACAAUAAUGUAUAUGAUGCAGUGAAAACUGUUGCUACAAAGAUUAUCACACACUUGUGGAUUAUUUGGUGACAUUAACGCACAGUAUUGUGAUACAAUACAGGCUGAUAAAGGCAAUUUUCUAAUCCGGAGAUCGCAUGUUAUACAUCAUAUCGUCACACAUGAGCUACAUGAUAACUCGCCAAACUAGCUUGAAUUGUCAUGCUUAACCGACUGUA